UUAUUAAUAGCAUUGGUAAAUUCUUUGUUCUCUGUCAUUAAUCGUUUUUUUAACAUCACAGUUAAUUAGCUGGCUCCUCAUUAAGAGAAGGAUUCAAAUCUGCUUCCAGUUGCCCACAUGAUUUUUAACACCACUUCCUCCUCUUUUUUAAUUAAUUAAGCACCAGCAUUACUAUUUCAUAUCAUGAUUAAUUAGAGUUUGCUCUUUAUUAGACAAGGAAAUCCACAUCUGAUUUCCCUUCACCAGCCUCAUUUUAACCCCAUAGCCUCAUCUCUCUAAUUAACACCCAUCAUUCAUUUUUAAUAUCCUAAUUAAUUGCUUCCGAGUUAGACGCCCAAUUCCCUUCCCCUGGGCAGGUUUCUCCCCAGCACCCAUUUACCCAUCUCAAUAACCAAAGUCCCUCCCUUAAUAUUUAAUGUUUCUUCCUCUUAUCAACUGACCUAAUUAACCUCACUUGUUAAUUAUUUUUUAUAUAAAAAGUUAUCUAUUUGUGUCACGCGAUAGUUUUUAAAAUCUUGAUGCUUCAGGCAAAAUAUUUAGCUAUUCAUUCGUUAGCUGCUAACGAGUUGAUUUUAUUUAAUUACUCUGCCUCUGAAUUUUGUCUUGUUUCAACAGUGGAACAAAAAUCUGUGUUUUCCACCCUCAAAAAGCAGUCAAUAGGAUUUAUUAAGGCACCACACAAUUUGCAAUAUUUUGGGGUCCCACUGACUCUAUAAGAUAUUUGGGGGUUCAGCUGAAGCUAUAGGGUUUUUCAGGGUCCUAUUGACUCCGUAGGAUUUGUGAACGUCCCAUUUCAAUAGUGGAGAAGCCUCCUACAGGGUUGUGGGUUCUUUGAGGAGGCUGUUUUGGGGUCCCCCUAACUCCCCCAUCCCAGCACCACCAUGUUCUACUAUCCCAAUGUCCUGCAGCGCCAUACAGGCCGCUUUGCCACCAUCUGGCUGGCAGCCACGGGCGGCACCAAGCUGGUGAAGAGGGAAUAUUUGAAAGUGAAUGUACCCCAAACAUGCGAAGAAAUUCUGACCUAUAUUCUGGUGCAGGCCCCACCGCCCACCCCUGCCGCCCCCCGGCCCCGCUUCUCCCUCUAUCUCUCCGCCCAGCUGCAGUAUGGGGUAGUGCGGGUCUACAGCCGACAGUGCCACUACCUCAUUGAGGAGAUCCAACAUACUUUGGAGCGCCUGAGCCGGGCCCAGCAGCAGAUCCGCAUUGACAUGGGGGACCUCGAACAGCCGGGGCUGCUGCUCCCUGACAACCUGUUGUUGAUGGAGGCCCUAGAGGAUGCACCCGACCCCUUCUUCGGGGUGAUGGAGCCACCGCUGCCCAGCCCCACUGACAUCCCACAGAUUCAACAUAUUCUGGAGGCUCCCACCCCCCCAGAGAGACCUACCCCAUCCCCCCGGCGCAGGAGGCCAGAAGCACCCCCCAUCACGGUCGUGUCCCCCGAAAUUAUUACCAUGAAGGAAGUGGAGCCCAUCACUCUGCUGGAAAUCGAGGGCGAGCGCGACCUCCCGGAGAUCACAGCACGUGAGAUCGACCUGCUGGCCGAGCAGGAGGACUUUGUUUUGCCCCCUGCCUCACCCCGUGCCCCCCCCCGGAGACGCCCCAUGGAAGAGCUGGAAGAGAUAAGAGCCCGGGAGGCUGAGAUCACGGCCAGACUGUCACCCCCAACCCGGGUGGGUGAGGAGCCCCCAGCCGAGGUGGAGACCCCCACCCUGCCCGAGGAACUGGCUCGGCUGCCAAAGGAGGAGCUGCCCCCACUCCCCGAGCUGAGCCCCCCGAGGGAGCCAGGGCUGCCACCCCCUCCCCCUUCCCCAGCUGUGACCCCCAAGGUGAAGCGGAGCCCCCCACGCAGCCCGGAGCUGGAGCUGGCCGUAUACGAACCGGCCCCCCUGCCCACCCCCCGGCGCCAGCUCCGCUUCCUGGACGAGGUGACCCAGAUCCCGCGGGACCAGUUCAAGAAACAGAUCCUGGAUGUGCGGGCCCAGUGCCGGCCCCUGGUGGUGGUGGAGGUGCCAGCCCGGCAGCGGAGGACCCCUGCGGAGCUGCUAAGAGCCCCCACCUAUGGCUGGCUGCCCCCCGCACUGCAUGCCCUGUGGCAGCACUGUGCCAUCCUGCGGCCCGUGGACUACGCAGCGCUCUGGGCCGAGGAGGAGAGAAAAGAAGAGCCGGUCAGCGAACUGGAGGUUGCACGUGAAGCGCUAGAGCCCAGCAUCCCUGUGAUGGUCUCCUCAGAGAUCUCUCUGGAGACCACCGAGGAGGAGGUGCCACGCCCCAGCCUGGUGACCCCUGAGGAGAGAAGGCUGGUGCCGGAGCCUGAGGAGGCCCUGCCCAUCGUCCCUGAGCUGCCCGAAGUCAGCCUGGAGCUGCCCCCCGACAGAGACUUGAUCACGCUGGAGUACAUCCGCAGGUUGGUGGCAGCAGAGUUGGAGCAGGUCGGGGAGAUGGAUUUCUGGUCCCUGGUGCCCACCACGACCUCACGUGGCAUCGCCAGCCGCAUCUUCUACCUCUGCCUCGUUCUCUGUGGACUCCAGUUCCUGCAGCUGCACCAGACUGAGCCCUACGGGCCGAUUCUCCUCAAACGUGGGGCCCGAUUCCGCACAGGCUAGAGCUCCUGGUGUGGGGGUAAGAGGCUCCCCCCUGCCGACUGGGGCACAUUUGUCUUCCUCUCCCCCGUUACAAAUCUGUUCUAAUUAAAGUGUUUUG
Messenger RNA from Caretta caretta (loggerhead turtle), 2700 nucleotides. It is a transcript of the gene REC8, whose product is annotated as REC8 meiotic recombination protein. NCBI's taxonomy places the organism in Eukaryota, Metazoa, Chordata, Testudines, Cheloniidae. The record is from RefSeq and is a predicted model, not a curated record. Gene Ontology annotation, molecular function: protein binding; chromatin binding. Gene Ontology annotation, biological process: meiotic sister chromatid cohesion; double-strand break repair. Gene Ontology annotation, cellular component: meiotic cohesin complex.